Molecule: messenger RNA, 930 nt
Organism: Zasmidium cellare ATCC 36951
Lineage: Eukaryota; Fungi; Ascomycota; Dothideomycetes; Mycosphaerellales; Mycosphaerellaceae
Exons: 1
Coding region: 1-930 (309 amino acids)
Biological process (GO): regulation of DNA-templated transcription
Cellular component (GO): nucleus
Molecular function (GO): transcription cis-regulatory region binding; zinc ion binding; DNA-binding transcription factor activity, RNA polymerase II-specific
Source: RefSeq, a predicted model, not a curated record
AUGCAACCCUUCAACACAGCCUGCAAGAAUUGCCGCGUCGCCAAAACGAAAUGUCUCCGUAUAGACGAGAAUGAUGAUGGGAAGUGUCGACGGUGUCGAGGGGCUGGGUGGGAGUGUUCAUUGAUGCCCCGGGCGGCGAGGAAGAGGCGGAAGAGGAUGGAUGCGAGGGUUGAGGUUUUGGAAGGGCAGUUGAGGGAAAUUGAGCAGUUGAUGGGGAGGGCGAAGGGGAGAGGGUUGGAGAUGGGGAAGGAGAGAAAUGAGGCUACGAUGGGGAAGGAGGUACCUCCUGCGGUGGUGUUGCCUUUGACGCCGGAUUCUGCGGGUGUGGAUGAAGGGUCGAGGACGAUGGCUUUCUCUGCCGCUUCCUUUGGGAGUGAGUCUGCCGUGGUCGACGAGCGGGCGAUGGAGAUGGAUGUGCUGCGAGAGGAGACGACGUCGACCUUGCCUGGUAUCGUCCCUGAUAUUCUCACGUUCGACACCGCGAAGCGGCUAUUCGAAAGGUUUAGGAACGAAACAGUCGCUCAAUUUCCCCUCCUCCAACUCCCACCCAACACCGCCUUCUCAGACCUGGCAACCCACAAGCCAACCCUGCUCCUCGCCAUCGUCACCGCGGCAAGCAUGUCUACCACUGGCUCCCUCUUCAAAACCCUCCACACCGAACUCACGACCCGUCUGGCGAUGAAAGUUAUCGUCAACGGGGAGAGGAGUCUCGAGCUCGUGCAGGCGGUGCUGACUAUGGAGGUGUGGUAUUGCUUUCCGGAGGAGUUGGAGGACAGGGAGAGUGGAGUGAAUUUCUAUCAAUGGAUUCAUAUUGCUGCGACGAUGGCUUUGCAGUUGGGGCUUGGUGGGAGGUGGGACGAGAGGGAUAGGCGGAAGGGAAUGGAAGAGGCAAGGAUUGCAUUGGCGGUUUGGGCGAGUUGUUCUUCGUGA